UAUGGCCCGUGAGAUCCGCCUCUCUUCCCAUCAACCUGCGGCUCAUCCCGCUUUUCCAUUGGCCUUUUAUUCCAGUGACAGGCGGCUAUUCCUGAACUCGCUUUAAUCGCAUCUAUUCCGCGUCUCCCUCGAUACGAUCGGAAGCGACAGAGUUAAUUUCGCUCUUUUCCACACGCAGACGUCUGUUUACCUCGGAAUUAGACCGUGGUUUAUUGGUAGACGGUCGUUUGCGCUCUAAUUCAAUCAGCAGACAUCGUGCGGGAGGUGGGGCCACCGAACAGAACAGCGCGUAUCACACCAUUAUUUUCCUGUAAGUGCAUCCAAGAAACAUGAGUGAUUCAGAGAAACAAACAGUCUCCCUUAAAGAAAAGGACGGAGUUGAGAAAAGGGGACGAGGAAGACCAAGGAAACAUCCAAAGGAAUCGAGUGGGUCGCCAACUGCGAAAAGACCAAGAGGGCGGCCAAAAGGCAGCAAAAACAAAGGCCCAUCCAAGAGAAAAUCAUCGGCUUCUGGCAGCAAACCUAAGGGAAAACCGAAGAAAGAGGAAAAGGAAAAACCUCAGGACUCAUCUGAGGAUGCUGAGGAAGAUGACGAGGAGGAGCAGUAACAAUCUAACUGGAGCACUACCUCAUACUCAACCAAACAAACCAACCAACCAACCAACCGUCUGCUCUCCAACCUGUGAAUAACAUGGAAUGUCAUUCACAUCUUUCUACAGCCACAAAAGGACAGUAAUAGAUACAUGAGUUUUACGUCAUUAGAUCAAAUAUACUGUAGAAACCAGAAUCACACUGCAUACAAAUGUCAUGUGUAUCCAGUUACUUUUACUAUAUAUCUAUCGGACUGAGGUGCUUUUCUACUUAUACUUUGUUUGUAGUUGUAGACUAGAUUUGUCCAUGUUGUAGACUAGAUUUAGAUCAAGCUAUAAUUUAAUGUGUAACAUCAUGGGCUUAAUAGUUCUCAUAGAAUGCAUUCAUUUUGAAUGUAGCUGUUUACAGUUUACCAAUUAACAGUUUACCUAGCUUUUUGUUAGAGUAUAUUACUGUGCAACCUUCAGUGAAAAUUUGUUUCAAGGCAGGUUCUUAUAUUUUGUAAUCAAAUAUAAGUUACCCAGGCCAGGUUUGAGGGAGCACAUAGAUUUAGCUUGAAGGAAUAGUUCCCCCAAAAAUGAAAAUUUGCUGAAAAUGUACUCACCCUCAGGCCACCCAAGAUGUAAAUGAGUUUUUUUUUGUUCAUCAGAACAGAUUUGGAGAAAUGUAGCAUUACAUCACUUGCUCACCAAUGGAUCCUGUGCAGUGAAUGGGUGCCGUCAAAACGAGGGUUCAAACAGCUGAUAAAAACAUCACAAUAAUCCACACCACUCCAGUACAUCAAUUAACAUCUUGUGAAGCAAAAAGUUGCGUGUUUGUAAGAAAAAAAUCCAUAUUUAUCCAUAUAUACUUAAAAUAUGAGUCCGUAAUUCAUAAUAUUACUUCCUCCAGUGAAAAAGUCUUCUCGUCUGAAACAGGAGAGAAAUAUGCAAAGAUCAAACACCACUUACAACAACAACAAAACAUCCCAGAACAAUUCUAAACAAACAUGUGGGUGGAUUUUGGUGUGAGAGGACAAUAUGGGGACUCUCAUUCUGACGGCACCCAUUCACUGCAGAGGAUCCAUCGGUGAGCAAGUGACGUAAUGCUAAUUUU
Messenger RNA from Onychostoma macrolepis, 1686 nucleotides. It is a transcript of the gene hmga1b, whose product is annotated as high mobility group AT-hook 1b. The record is from RefSeq and is a predicted model, not a curated record. Bases 330 to 608 code for a protein of 92 amino acids. Gene Ontology annotation, molecular function: transcription coregulator activity; DNA binding. Gene Ontology annotation, cellular component: chromatin; nucleus. The transcript is spliced from 5 exons. Lineage: Eukaryota; Metazoa; Chordata; Actinopteri; Cypriniformes; Cyprinidae. Gene Ontology annotation, biological process: regulation of DNA-templated transcription.